GAAUCGCCUUUCAUGCUUCUCCGAUCCUCGUUUGGGGCGUCCCACCACCACCAAGCAAACCAAAACCCCAAACUUAGCAAAAACCCAAAUUUAACCCCGCUCGCUCUCGUCUUCUCGUCCCCCACCGCCGCUCCUCCUCCCCGCCGCGCCAGCCUCUCUCCGCCCGGAUCCUCCACCCUUUGUCGGCGAUCGCCGGAGACCCCCGCGCCGGUGAUCUCCGGCGGUCGCCAGCAAUGCCUCCCCCACCGCCGUCCGUCGCCGGCAAGGCCCGGUGCUUCUUCAGCUUCGCGGCGAUGCGGGACCGCUGCUUCAGCCGCCGCUUCCUCGCCGCCGGCCUCCGCCCGGUCUCCAUCCAGCUCCCCGACUCGGCGGACCCCGUCACCACCGUCCACAUGUGGGUCCCCGCCAGGCCGCCACGCAACCCCCUGCUCCUCCUCCACGGCUUCGGCGCGUCCGCCACGUGGCAGUGGUACCCCUACCUCCGCCCCCUCAUCGCCGCCGGCUUCGACCCCAUCGUCCCCGACCUCGUCUUCUUCGGCAACUCCAGCACCCGCCUCCCCGAUCGCUCCGACACGUUCCAGGCGUGGUCGAUCAAAACGGCGCUGGAUGCCAUCGGGGUGACCAAGUUUGGGCUGGUUGGGGUCAGCUAUGGAGGGUUCGUGGGGUACAGGAUGGCGGCGAUGUACCCGGACGCCGUGGAGAGGGUGACUAUGGUGUGCGCCGGCGUCUGCCUGGAGGAGAAGGACCUCGCUGAGGGUCUGUUCCCUGUGGCCGGGGUCGAUGAGGCGGCAGCGCUGCUGGUGCCACGGCGGCCGGAGGAGGUGCGGCGCCUGGUCAGGCUCACAUUCGUGAAACCGCCAAUCAUCAUGCCGUCGUGCUUCCUUUGGGACUACAUUAAGGUGAUGGGCUCAGAUCAUAUCGAGGAGAAGACUGAGCUACUACACGCUUUGAUUAGUGGGAGGCAACUUUCUACUCUUCCAAAACUACGUCAGAAGACGCUGAUAAUUUGGGGGGAGCAAGAUAAGGUGUUCCCGAUGGAAUUGGCUCACAGAUUGAAGAGGCAUCUGGAUGGGAACUCUCGGUUGGCAGUUAUACACAACGCUGGGCACGCAGUCAAUCUUGAGAAGCCUACAGAGGUGUGCAAGAGCAUCAUCGAGUUCUUCCAAGAGCCGGUCCCCGAAGCUUCAAACGACGAAAGGGUGUAGUAGGUGUGACUCUCAUCGAAGAUCGAAGCUGCGGAUGGUGUCUUCUUCGCUGGGCAUCGGCAUUGUGGUCAAAACUGACACUGGAAGAGGAGAGGGAGAGGGGGGUCAUCGUAGCGUUCUCGCCGUUCUUCGCGGCAAAAAUACCUGAUGUGAUAUUUCCUCGAGCAGUGUAAUCAUCGGUUAUGUGAACUGGCAUGCCAGCGAGAUAAUCAUUGGUUGUGCUAUCGUUGAGGUGAAAUGUCGCAUUGUUCCAUAUGCCUUCCGUUA
Hordeum vulgare subsp. vulgare (domesticated barley) is the source of this 1472-nucleotide messenger RNA. Its product is annotated as 2-hydroxy-6-oxo-6-phenylhexa-2,4-dienoate hydrolase-like. Bases 234 to 1205 code for a protein of 323 amino acids. Gene Ontology annotation, molecular function: catalytic activity. NCBI's taxonomy places the organism in Eukaryota, Viridiplantae, Streptophyta, Magnoliopsida, Poales, Poaceae. The transcript is spliced from 6 exons. The record is from RefSeq and is a predicted model, not a curated record.